GUUUUCAUUUCCUCAUGAGAAGAAGAAGCUCAGAAGAGAAGAGAGGCAGAGGCAGCACACUUAACCUUUGCUAACAUGGGGAACUGGGCUGUGAAUGAGGGAGUCUCCAUCUUUGUCAUUCUGGUGUGGUUGGGGCUGAAUGUCUUCCUCUUUAUCAACUUCUACAAGGUUUAUGAUGAUGGGCCUAAGUAUAAUUAUACUCGAAAACUCCUUGGGUCAGCACUGGCUCUGGCCCGGGCACCUGCAGCCUGCCUGAAUUUCAACUGUAUGCUGAUCCUGCUACCAGUGUGUCGGAAUCUGCUCUCCUUUCUCAGGGGUUCCAGUGCGUGUUGUUCGACAAGGAUUCGAAGACAACUGGACAGGAACCUCACUUUCCAUAAGAUGGUAGCUUGGAUGAUAGCGCUUCACACAGCCAUCCACACCAUUGCACAUCUCUUCAACGUGGAGUGGUGUGUGAAUGCCAGAGUUGGAGUUUCUGACCCAUAUUCCAUAGCACUCUCUGACAUCGGAGACAAGGACAAUGAAGAGUAUCUCAAUUUUGCUAGAGAAAAAAUCAAGAACCCUGAAGGGGGCCUGUAUGUGGCCGUGACUCGGUUGGCUGGGAUCACAGGAAUUGUCAUUACACUGUGUCUCAUAUUGAUCAUCACGUCCUCUACCAAAACCAUCCGGAGGUCUUACUUUGAAGUGUUCUGGUACACACACCAUCUCUUUGUGAUCUUCUUCAUCGGCCUUGCCAUCCAUGGAGCUGAACGAAUUGUACGCGGACAGACUGCGGAGAGUUUGGAAGAGCAUAAUUUAGAUUUCUGUGCAGACAAAAUCGAAGAAUGGGGAAAAAUAAAGGAGUGCCCAGUACCAAAGUUCGCCGGAAACCCUCCUAUGACUUGGAAAUGGAUAGUGGGUCCCAUGUUCCUGUACCUCUGUGAGAGGUUGGUCCGGUUUUGGCGAUCUCAGCAGAAGGUGGUCAUCACCAAGGUGGUCACUCACCCUUUCAAAACCAUUGAGCUUCAGAUGAAGAAGAAGGGAUUCAAGAUGGAGGUGGGACAGUACAUUUUUGUCAAGUGCCCCAAGGUAUCCCAGCUAGAAUGGCACCCAUUCACACUGACCUCUGCUCCUGAGGAAGACUUUUUUAGCAUCCAUAUCCGUAUUGUGGGAGACUGGACGGAAGGGCUAUUCAAUGCUUGUGGCUGUGAUAAGCAAGAGUUUCAAGAUGCCUGGAAGCUACCUAAGAUAGCAGUUGAUGGACCCUUUGGUACAGCCAGUGAAGAUGUGUUCAGCUAUGAGGUGGUGAUGUUAGUGGGAGCCGGGAUUGGAGUCACGCCCUUUGCCUCCAUUCUCAAGUCUGUCUGGUACAAAUAUUGUGAUAAUGCCACCAGUCUGAAACUCAAAAAGAUCUACUUCUACUGGCUGUGCAGGGACACACAUGCCUUUGAGUGGUUUGCAGACCUGCUGCAGCUGCUGGAGACCCAGAUGCAGGAAAGGAACAAUGCCAACUUCCUCAGCUACAAUAUCUACCUUACUGGCUGGGAUGAAUCUCAGGCCAAUCACUUUGCUGUGCACCAUGAUGAGGAGAAAGAUGUGAUCACAGGCCUCAAACAGAAGACUCUGUAUGGACGGCCCAACUGGGAUAACGAGUUCAAGACCAUUGCAAGUGAACACCCUAACACCAGAAUAGGCGUUUUCCUGUGUGGCCCCGAAGCCUUGGCUAAAACUCUCAGUAAACAGAGCAUCUCCAACUCAGAGUCCGGCCCGCGUGGAGUCCACUUCAUUUUCAACAAGGAAAACUUCUAACUCAGCUCUUUCAGCAGGAAACCAGUGUACUCUGCCAAAUGUCCCAAUAUUGCCGGUUGAUUGUAGGAGAGGAGGAGGAGAAGAAGAAACCAUAAUGACACAGGCCCCCUAAAAAGAAUUCCAAAGAUUGGUACUAGCCAUCCGUCAUAUUACAUGGAACUUCAUGGUUUCAAACAUUGUUAUGUUGCACUGUUUCACAUUUCCCUCUGACAUGCCAGAAGAAGGUAAAGCAAAAGCAUUUUCUGGGACUCUUUCUAGGAUAAACAGUAGGGGCUCAAAUGAGUUCCGUACCUUCCUUCCAAUUCAGAAGCUGAAACCACAUCUAAGCCAUCUGACUCUGGGUGUGGUCAUCUUUUCACAUUUAAUACCAGGUUGUCUCAAGACUCAGUUUUUAUACUCUCCCCGUCAAAAAAAGCAAAUCAAAGAGUAGCUCAUCAUUCUCAGUUGUUUUAUCCUUAACCUUAGCAUCAUGCUAAAGGAGAUUUUUCAAAUAGAGGAGAUAGUGAUGCUGAUGGUGAGUUAAUACUUCUUAAUGACAGUACUGGCACAGAAGUAUAUUCCAGUUUUCACAGUCUAACUGGGUCAGAGAUUAUUACCAGUAAGAAAUAUUAGACUGAUUGGAGUUAAAGUAGCACUCUACAUUUAUCAUGGUGUUUGGCAGAACUUGUGUUCAAGGUCAGCUUACUGAAUGAAUGAAUGAAUGAAUGAUUAAACAAACAGAUGCAAACAUUCAAAACUAUGUCAUAAUGGGAUGCAUGGCUAGAGACAGAAUUACCAUUCUGUUUUUUUUUUUUUUUUUUUUUUACACACCAAAGUAUCCUGAUUCCCCUGGGAGUAGAGAGAAAGAUAUGAACCAGUAGGAUGGUCAGGCCAUCCUACUGGUAUUCAGCCAACUGUUAUUUGGAGGGAGGAGGGAUGAAUUCAGAGACCUAUGCUCCUAUGACGAUGGUGGCUAACACUUCUAGUUCUAGUCUGUAAUCUGGAAAAGAAGAACACAUUCAUUUACUGACAGAAAUGGUCUGAUCCAGCCAACCCUUGUGAAUAUUGAACUGAAUUCCAAGAAAUGUAUACAUGAUAAUACAUAUCCUGCUUAGAAUCCAUUUCUUCUUUGGCUUAAAUACCUAUACAAGUAGAUCAUAUGUGCAUAGACAAUAAGUUGUUUGUUUUUUUUUUUUUAGUUGCAGCAUUUUCAUCACCACUAGUAUCAGCAUCACCAUCUUCCUAAAAUAUAAAUUCUAGAAACUGUAAUCCCCAAAUAACUGGGUUGAGAGUAAAAUCACACCUGAUAUUUUAUGGGCUUCCAGAAGUGCAAGACAGAGUCUAGAUCACUGCUAGACUGGUCACAUGUGGAAAAACCCUACUCCUGUUUCUGGGAACUAAAAGCCUUUCUGACUAACCCUCCCCCCGCACCAGGGAUACAAAGACUUAUAACUAUUCAGCUUUGGUAAUGAGGAAGGAAGAGUAAGAGGCCUUGAUGAAGAGAAAGUGUGGAGACAACAGGAGAGAAAGGAAAAUACCAUAUUCACGAGGGAAAUGUCAGGGGAAGGGGGCUCACGGAGGUUAGGACUCAGCCUCCAUUUCUACUUUGUAUGUAUCACAUUUAACUAAAGGAUGCAUGCACUCAUCUUGUUUUGACUUCAUAUAGCAUUGCAUAGUUUUAGUUCUGAUCACAGAUUUUGCUAUUGUAUGGACCGUUUGAAGGAACUAGACGAAGGGAGAGCUCAGAUUCUCCUUAUGUCCCUGCUAUGCCCUUGUUCUCUUAGCAUCCUUAGAGCCCUCAAGGCUGGCUCUGGCAAAUAAGGCCUUCCUAGAUGUGCACAUGGCACCAUGGGAAUUGUUGUCCUUGGACAAAGGUCCAGGGAGACCUUUGUGUUGCACCCUAGGCAUUAGGUCAUUCAUUCAACAUACAUUUGUUUGGUAUCAUUAAUGAGUCCAUUUUAACUAUUUGUGGCAAAGUUUGAUCUCAGUUACAAGGACUCUGAAAACACCUUUCUAACAAAAGUGGUAAUGAAUGAGUCUUUUUGUUGCUUCAAGAAUCUUUCUCCAGUUUUCUGUUUUUCUUUUCUUUUUUCUUUAUUCUUCUCACACACAAUAGAUCCAGACUGCAGCCUCCCUCCUCCUCCUCUCCCAGCCCUGCCUCCACACCCCCACAUCCCCAGAUCCAUUGCUCCUC
Mus pahari (shrew mouse) is the source of this 3961-nucleotide messenger RNA. It is a transcript of the gene Cybb, whose product is annotated as cytochrome b-245 heavy chain. NCBI's taxonomy places the organism in Eukaryota, Metazoa, Chordata, Mammalia, Rodentia, Muridae. Gene Ontology annotation, cellular component: NADPH oxidase complex; plasma membrane. The transcript has 13 exons. Gene Ontology annotation, biological process: defense response; superoxide anion generation. The coding region runs from base 76 to 1788 and encodes 570 amino acids. Gene Ontology annotation, molecular function: superoxide-generating NAD(P)H oxidase activity. The record is from RefSeq and is a predicted model, not a curated record.